AUUUAUGUUCAUGUGACACAUCAUCGCGACUGCACUCGGCCUUUGGGAUGCAAGCUUCCUAUCCGCUGGUUAUUAGGAGCUAAAGCAGAGGUUACAUUGAGGAACAUUUUGAAUAUGGAAACAUUGGAAUGAAGUGAAACAAAAUGUAAAGGAUUGGUCAGAGAAAGCUAAAGGUUCCAAGUCUAAAAGGCUGCUAAUUCUUGGAGGAACAAGCCAUUACUGUGGCCAGUUUCUGAUCCUCAAUUCAGCAGCCAUGGCAAGUAUGUUUGGGAGGCUAAAGGGGGGACAGCAACAGGGCAGCAGAUCGACCAACCCCAGCAAUAGCAAGGAUGACAUUCUGAGCAUAAUGGAUCAGUUUGGGGAACAUUCGGCAAACACAAAUAAUAAAGAGGACAAUAAUAACACAAAACGUCGUGACAGUCAUGAGCGGGAGAAUGUUGACCCAAAUGAGCUGCACUGGGAUAUGGCAGAUGACUGUUCCUCCAGCAUGGGUACUGCACACCCUCAUUCUUACAGCAUGGAAUGGGAUCGUCUCUUCACUAGACCUCAGUAUCUUAAAUGGAUCAGACACCAAGCUAUUUUGGGUGAACUUCGGCCAUGCCGCUUUCGCAGCAUUUGUUGGCGACUGUUCUUGGAAGUUCUGCCAGAAGACAUGGACAUGUGGUCAGAGAAAGCUAGGCAAGACCGGGUCAAGUAUGAUGCUCUUAAAAACAUGCUGAUCACUAAUCCCCGUGGAGAUGUUGAUUCAGUGAAUGUAGCAGUCAACAACCCAUUGUCUCAAGAUGAAGAGAGUCCAUGGAACAGAUUCUUCCAAGACAAUGAACUACGACUAACAAUCAAGCAGGAUGUCAUUCGCACUUUCCCGGAAUUAGCCUUCUUCAGGGAGCAAAACAUGCAAGAUGCUUUGAUAAACGUUCUUUUCUAUUACUGUCGAUUACACCAGACCCUUUCAUAUAAGCAGGGCAUGCAUGAACUGUUGGCACCAAUCAUUUUUGUUCUCCACUCAGACCAUCAGGCCUUUCUUCAUGCAUCGGAGUCCGAGACAGUUCUGACACACAUUAUUCACAAUUUCAGUUUGGUUCAGCCUAUAUACAGGCCUAUUAUCAAAGACAUGUUGGAUCCACAAUACUUGGAACAUGAUGCUUAUUUCAUGUUCUGUCAAGUUAUGACAACUGUUGAGCCCUGGUACCUGUCUAAAGAUGUACCCAGUGCACCCAAGAAACAUGAAGUUUUCACGUCUCAGCCGUUUGCCAGGCCUCAGGAUCUGAUACCAUCAAGUGUCAUUGUCACUAAGCUGACACGCAUCCAGGACUACCUCUUGAAAAAGGCUGAUUUAGAGCUUCAUGCACACUUAGAACAGCUUGAAAUUGCUCCACAGAUCUACGGAAUACGGUGGCUGAGACUUUUGUUCGGGCGAGAGUUUCCUAUGCAGGACCUUCUUAUGUUGUGGGAUGCCAUCUUCGCUGAUUCCAUAGGCUUUGACCUUGUGGAUUACAUCUUUGCAGCCAUGAUGCUGUAUAUAAGAGAACUUUUGCUGGCCAGUGACUAUGCAGGCUGCCUUAGUGCCCUGAUGAAGUAUCCUCAGGUGUCUGAUGCCCAUUACUUCAUUGACAAGGCACUGUGGCUGCGAGAACCUACUCAAUAUCCACGGCCUCAAAACUAUUACCAUCAGGUUGUUCACAAAAACCAGGUUGUCUCAUCUCGCAUGAAACAGACCCAUCACUCUCAGCGACAACAUGGGAUGGGAGGCUUCUCCUCCUUUUCACGUAGAUUCAGCCGCCCCAAAACUCUCUCCGUCUCUGCUUUCCAAAAAAAUCUACCCAAAUCUUCCAGUGAACCAAUGAACUUGCAGACUGACAUUUCACCAGGCAUAGUGGCUUUGAAAUCUGUUCUUGCUCACAAUGGAGUGACACCCCCUCAGGGCAAGCGAGGAUCCACAGCUAGCCUUUCCCAGGUGGAAGACAGCAUGUUCCAUCAGCAUCAUGGACACUCUUCUGCCUCCCUGGGCCACGUGGAUGUUGCAAACCUGCGCUCCGCACAGUCAAGUCCUGCUGCCUACAGUCCUGUUGGAUUCAGCCCUGAUGCCAUGUCAGAGCAGAGUUGUGGUAGCCCGACAAAGUACUCCACUCUGCCAAUGCGGGGCAAAUCUAAAGUCAGAAAGAUGUCGAAGCAGGAACAGGAAACACACCAGCAACUGGCCACAUUGCAAGGUCAGCUGAAUGACAAAGCUGCCAUGUGUCGCUAUUGUGCCAGCAAACUGGACAUCCACAUAGGGCGACUUCAAGAAGCGCUGUCACGACAAAAUUUGAGUACAGACGAUGAUAUCAUGGUGGCCUUGGCUGGCAUAAAGCUUGUUCGUGAUAUUCUUAGUGGAACUCUUCGAUUUUCACGGAACAUUGAUGAUGAUGAAAUCAGCAUUAGUGAUAACUACUAUGACCAAGUUGCCACUCCAGAUUCCGACUUCAAUAUGCCAGGUGCAGCAUCAGCAUCAAAGGGUACAGGCAGUUCUCAAGCUAAAGACCGACGGCGACAUAUGUUUUAUAUGAGCAGUGGAGAAACUUCGUCAGCUGCUGAAUCACCUGAGUCUCUUAAUGGAACUCUUGGCUCGGGAUUUCCACCUCACUUGGCCUGCUCUGUAGGUGGGGAAUACGAACUUGGCGAUUACUUUAAAUCCAAGACAUUCAGCAGCAGUGCUAAGGGAGGGAACUGCACGGAAGUGUUAGAGGGGAGAGAAUCGGCAACAGAGACCUCCAGCCAGUCAAGUACUAAUACUACAGGUGCAAGUGUGCUUGCGGACAAUGUAGAGGAAUCACCGAAUCCACUGUAUCGCCUUGAUUGGGCUGAAGAUCGAGCAUAGGUUGUGGAGAACACAGUCUAGGUCUUAUCAAUACAUGAGCAUUCAUGAUCAAGAUCCUAAACCCACUGUCAGUGCAUGCUUUUGUCUCGUGUCAAUUUUCUUUGGACUUUUCCACGUUUGUGAUGUAUUCAUAUAUCUGAUUGUGAUUUCUUUAUUUGUUUACACAGGGCAUUCCAUGGCAGUAGCUGCAGAGGGCUAGGAUUGCUCUGCCAACAUUAGCUAGCUGCUGCAUUCUCGUAGCCUGCAUGUAACUAAAAGGGUGCACCACACUUGCUGGUGGGUUAUUACAUAGCAAUUGCCAACCACCUGAAGUUUGUGCCCACAGGGGACAGCACCAUCUGUGUAGAGAGCUGGUUGGGAAACACAAUUGCAAAGCACAAUUUACUGACGUGCAAUUGUAUGGUACCCAUAUCUGUGAGAUAGCUUUGUGAAGUAUGCAUCAUUGUAUAGUACCCAUAUCUGUGAGCUAUGCUGUUCAUUUCUGAAGAAUGGCAGAUACCGUGAAGGAGAGUGUCAGCUGAAAGAAGGAAGCCUCUAAGAACACAUAGACAAUGUGUGUGAUGGUACAUGGCCAUGGCUAAAUAGCGCAGGGCAAAGACCAUAUGCCUCAGAGCAGAUCACAAAGGAAAAGCUUGUUGGGUUUUAGCAGGUAGAAGAAAAUAUCUGACACAUUCCAAGGGCAAAUCACCUUGGUAUCUGAGGUCGAUCAAGUACUAUUUUUAGAUGAUAUUACUGCGACAUGGUUUUCUUCUUCUUUUUUUUUUUUGUUUGUUUUACUUUUGGUUUUUUUAAAAGCACAGGACAAAGAGAUUCUGUUAGAAAUUGUGAAUACUAAGAUGGCAGGUUAUCUUUCCUGUUCGCUUUUCUCUGAAAAACAUUAACACCCAUUGGCAGCACCAAUAUUCAGAUUUUCUGAUCAGCUCCACUGAACCUUCCAGAUUUUAUCAUGAACUUUACUGACAUUGCUGCAUCUGUGUUUGUAGGUGAAUGUGACAUUCACGGUAACAGGGGAGAGGCUCUUCAGGUCAGUGCACAAACUGUUGUCAGCAUCCUGGAAAUGGAACAAACAAUUGUUAACAUUCCAGGAAGCAAACAAACCAUUACCAACAUCCUAGAAAUGGGACAAAAACAGUGUAUAUAAAAAAAAUAUCCACAUUCAAACUUUAAUUCAGAAAAAAUACUGCAUAAGUAAACUAGUUUAGGUCAAACACUAUGAUUAGAAAACACCUAAAUGUUCACAUAGUGUGUGUCUUUUGUCAUAAAAAGAGACAUUAGAAUGUAUACUUAUUUGUAAUUACAUAUUUAGCCAAGAUCAAGUGGAUGAUAUCUGCAAAAGAGAAUACAAGGGUACAACUGAGCAUACCAUUCAGCAUGUAUCAUUGCCAUGUUUUACAUCAUAAAAUUAUCAAAACUUUUUGUUAUUGAAGUAGAGGAUGUUAUUGCAGUUUUCUCUUGAAAUAGAAGCACAUGAAGAUCUUAAUCUAGAUUUCAGUGGCAAUCUUUUGAGUGGCUGCUGUCAGACAGGGUUGUGGAUGAGCUUCAACAGAGUGCAGAAUCUACUUUAUCGUGUGCUGACAUGUUUGUUUCCAGGCCUGAGGCACAAGAGGCCACGUCUAGGCUGUAUAGAUGAUAGUGGCUGUUGGCAUAGUAAGAUUGCUGAGUCCUUUUCAUGUGUAUAGACUAAGCAAGGCUCAUCUGGCACUCAUUUCAAGAACAGUGAUGUUAUUGUCAGUGGUAUUAUUUAAAUUAUUUCCAGCAAGUUUUUUUUAGGGGGUUAAAAUUAUAUUUAGCAUUCAUGCUGUCAUUGUCAGAUUUUCUGCUUCUUUUAAGCAACGUAAUCCUUUUGUGUUAAAGAGAUCAAAAUCAAAACGUUUUAGAAACAAACAUUUAAACUUUUCCCUGAUCAGUACUUCAUGGAAUCCCCUACCUUUCUCCUUCCCCUCCACUAAACAGUAAGCAAGUAGUUAAACAUUGUUGCUAGCUGCAUAUUGCUUGUUAGGCUUCAGUGACAGUCUGUGAUAUGCUUUGACAUUUUGAAAAACUGUGAAAUAAGCUGUGAAGUCAACAACAGGGCAGCUGUUUUCUUCACUUUAUUGUGAAUCAUCAAAUUGUGAAAGUUAGGACAGAAAGCGACAUUAUGUGCAUGCAAAUGUGUGACUGUGUAAGUGUUAUUCUGUAUGUGAUAGAAAAUAACAGUUUGUUCACUUUUCUAAUCAGUGUUGACAACACAAUUGUUUAGCUGCAUUAUCUUUCUUAUGUGUUUCAUUAAUACAAAAUUCCCUCUGCCAUUAACUUACAAAAUGUGCAUAUUGAGACUAUAAGCUUAAACAGUGUUACAUUCCAUGUAAGAUUAUGAUUGCAAAUGUACAUAGUGAAAAUACUUCUCUGGGCCCAAGUUUCACCUCCAGAAAGUGUAAUUGCAUAAGAAUUUGCAGAUGUGAUGUAACUAAACAUUGAGCUAAAUAUUUACAUUUGUUAACAUUAUUUUUGUUCAUUUGUAGGAAAUCAGUUGUGCAUAAUGAAUGAUGUAUAUGAAUUAACAGAAUUCUUGAAGGGAUAGUGCAAUCAGCUUAAACUUUUGUUGUGAGUUAUGUCAUCAUUUGUUUUCUGCUAAAAAUGUUAAAUAGGAUGAUUUUUAAAAUCUUAAAAAUCUAUCCCAAGCAAACAUUUAAAGCAGCUGCAGCAAAUGCCUUUAUUGAAAAAUGUUUAAAUUACAUAUUGAUUUGACUGAUUAUUACUAUAUUUAACAAAAUUGUGCAGUCCUGUGGAUUUGGGUGAAUACAGUAAGUUGCACAAUAUUGAUCUUCUGGAUUAACUGCGACUGUCAGCUCUUGGACCACUUGCAGUUUCCAUGAGUAAAACAAUGGCUUUAGGGUGUAUAUAAUAAUCUCGGGCUUUGCUGUGUGUUGAAAGCAUGUACAGAUGUCAGGGCCCACAGUCAGAUUAGACUGAUUGCUGAUGCCACCAUCUUACUUUCCUACUUGCAUGCUACCACGAUCCACAUUUAUAUUACAGCGGAGUAGGUUUUGCUUUCUGAUCAUGUAACUAAUUUACUAAAGCGUUUUAUGUAAAGCUCAUUGUACAUUCAAGACACAAAAUGGUUCAGUGUUUGAUUGUUAGCGUAACUUACGUGAGUUUGAACCAUAUUGUACCCUGCAGGCAGGCGCUCACUGAACCUGACGAUGACGGGGCAGCUGAGAAAUGGAGAAGUUUGUCUUCAUUGGUCACAAGCUUUCUAUUUUCAUGUUAUUCGUUUAUUUAACAAUUUUUUGAGAAACAUGGUCAGUUUCAUUGGCUGUUCUGUGUUUAUUAUCUUAGGAAGUGAUAAUCAUAAAGUUUCUUUAAAGCAGUUUUCAAACAUGGAGCUAUUCUGUUUACAGAAGUAUGUUUGUGUUCUUACUAGCAAUACAAUAGUAUGGUUUGUUUUUUCCACAUGUGAGCCACAUUUCUGCAGUGAUCCUGAUAGUGCAAUGAGUUUGUGGUACUGGAGAAGAUGGCUCAACGUCAGACAGCACAUUAUCAUGAGAAUACCUACGCCAGUUUUGCUUGUAGUCGAUACCAAUUUGUAGUGAUUCAAAGACUGUGUCAAAGGUCAGAGAUAGCGCACAAAGUGAAGGAAAUGCGUGCAAAGUUAUGAAGGUGUGUACCUGAUGUGCCUGUCGUUAGACCAGCGCCCAACAGAGCGUUCGUCACAAACCAUGUAUUACCAUUAUUUGCGUGUCCUUUUUCAUUAGAGGUGGAGAGGUUUGUGGUGGACACAGUUUUCUAUGAUUUGCUAGCAUGAAAGAACACACUGCGUGUUUUUCUUUCAGUUUCAAAACCUGUUUACCGUCUGCAUUGGCUCUGCUUUCACUGCUAUGUUGUGGAGAGACGGCCAGCCAUGUUUUCAUUCCUAAAUGUGAUUGCUGUCUGUACAUGUGUGUAUAACUGUUGCGAAACGAUAGAUGUCGUCAGGUCUUUUGUUGAAUAAAAUGUAUGAUCACUCA
Pomacea canaliculata is the source of this 6843-nucleotide messenger RNA. RefSeq names its product TBC1 domain family member 5-like. NCBI's taxonomy places the organism in Eukaryota, Metazoa, Mollusca, Gastropoda, Architaenioglossa, Ampullariidae. Gene Ontology annotation, biological process: activation of GTPase activity. Bases 254 to 2857 code for a protein of 867 amino acids. The transcript has 26 exons. The record is from RefSeq and is a predicted model, not a curated record. Gene Ontology annotation, molecular function: GTPase activator activity.